Messenger RNA from Mizuhopecten yessoensis (Yesso scallop), 6338 nucleotides. Its product is annotated as trifunctional purine biosynthetic protein adenosine-3-like. The transcript is spliced from 21 exons. Gene Ontology annotation, cellular component: cytosol. Lineage: Eukaryota; Metazoa; Mollusca; Bivalvia; Pectinida; Pectinidae. Gene Ontology annotation, biological process: 'de novo' IMP biosynthetic process; adenine biosynthetic process. Gene Ontology annotation, molecular function: phosphoribosylamine-glycine ligase activity; ATP binding; phosphoribosylglycinamide formyltransferase activity. Bases 100 to 3132 code for a protein of 1010 amino acids. The record is from RefSeq and is a predicted model, not a curated record.
CACGUUUGACUGCACACAGUCAACAAUCUCUCCUCGCACGUGGACGCUGGGGAAGUGUCAGCGGCAACAAGUGAGGAAAAUUCAAGAACUUAAAUCACCAUGGAAACAGUUCUUGUUAUUGGAAGUGGUGGUCGAGAACAUGCGUUGUCAUGGAAACUUGCCCAGUCGUCAAGUGUGAAGCAGGUUUUUGUCAGCCCAGGGAAUGCUGGAACUUCUAAGAAUGGGAAAAUAGACAAUGUUGGAAUUAAUGUGAAAGAUUUUGAUACAGUUGCAAAGUUCUGUAAGGAAGAAUCAGUUAGCUUAGUGGUUGUUGGUCCGGAGGAUCCUCUGGCCAAUGGGAUAACUGACCGUCUCACUGAAGCAGGUAUUCCAUGUUUUGGGCCUAGUGCAGCUGCAUCUCAGAUUGAAGCCAGCAAAUAUUUCUCCAAACAGUUCAUGUAUCGCUAUGGCAUUCCCACCGCUAGGUACCAGAGUUUUACAGAUGUUGAAUCAGCUAGUCAACACAUCCAGCAGUCAACAUACCCAGCCCUGGUGGUGAAAGCUAGUGGUCUGGCUGCGGGGAAGGGCGUGAUAGUGGCAGACUCUACAGAGAGGGCGUGUCAAGCUGUCGGGGAAAUUUUACAGAUGAGAAGUUCUACUGUAUUUACUCUAAUGGCUGUUGAACAGGAGAAGAAGUUCGGAGCUGCGGGAGAAACCAUCCUUGUGGAGGAGUUACUAGAGGGGGAGGAGGUGUCUUGUUUGGCGUUCACUGACGGUACUACAGUUGCUAUGAUGCCACCUGCUCAGGAUCACAAAGCAUUGAAUGAGGGAGACAUGGGACCAAACACAGGGGGCAUGGGAGUUGUCUGUCCCUACCCAAAGGUGUCAAAGAUAGAACUGGCCAAGAUAAAGACGAACAUACUACAGAAAGCAGUGGAUGGAAUGAGGGAACGAGGAACACCAUACAAAGGUGUGUUAUAUGCUGGUAUAAUGCUGACUUCAGAAGGUCCAAAGGUGCUCGAGUUUAACUGUAGGUUUGGGGAUCCUGAGGCACAGGCAAUCCUGUCCCUGAUGACCUCUGACCUGUUUGACACCUGUCUGGCUUGCACAAACAGCAGCUUGAGCGAACACUGUCCAGUGUUUGACGGUCAAAGCUGUGUGACUGGAAUUGUAGUGGCCAGUGGAGGCUAUCCAGGAUCCUAUAGGAAAAGGCUGACCAUCACAGGACUGGACCGAGCUGAAUCACACGGCCUAACAGUGUUUCAUGCUGGGACUGCUAGAGAGGAGGACAGGGUGGUAACCAAUGGUGGCCGUGUCCUGGUUGUCAUGGCAACCAGUCAUAACUUUCGUACUGCUUGUAACCUGGCCACUCGAGGUGCCGCGCUGGUGAAGUUUGAUGCGGCAUACUUCAGGAGGGACAUCGGGACCAAGGUGUAUUCAAGUUGUUCCCCAGAAGAGCUAGGGCUGACUUACAAAGAUUCAGGUGUAGAUAUUACAGCAGGCAACUGUCUUGUUGAGGCCAUCAAACCGUUGGCAGCCAUAACAAGUCGGGCUGGCUCCACAGUAAAACUCGGAGGGUUUGGGGCACUUUUUGAUGUGAAGGAGGCAGGAUACACAGAUCCUCUACUGGUUGCUGGCACAGAUGGUGUUGGCACAAAACUCAAGGUUGCCCAGGAGACUGGUUGUCACACUACCAUUGGGAUUGACUUGGUUGCUAUGUGUGUCAAUGAUAUUUUGGCGCAGGGGGCGGAGCCACUAUUUUUCCUUGACUACUUUGCCACGGGACGACUCAAUGUUUCUAGUGCGAAGGAUGUGGUAGCUGGAAUUGCCAAGGGCUGUGUGGAAGCUGGUUGUGCUCUAAUAGGAGGAGAAACAGCAGAGAUGCCGGGGAUGUACCAAGAGGGAAACUAUGAUGUAGCGGGUUUUGCAGUUGGUGCUGUAGAGCGAACAAGUGUCUUGCCACGUCUAAAUGAAAUAUCAUCAGGAGAUGUACUGAUUGGUCUGAAAUCGAGCGGUAUCCAUAGCAACGGUUUCAGCCUCGUAAGGAAAGUGAUAGAGAACCUUGGAAUCUCUCUGGACAUGCCUUCUCCGUUUGUAUCGGGGAGGACUCUUGGAGAAGAGUUGCUGACCCCGACUAAGAUCUAUGUGAGGGAUGUACUGCCCCUGAUGCAAGUGGGUCUAGUGAAAGCCUUUGCCCACAUCACUGGUGGGGGACUGACUGAAAACAUCCCAAGGGUGUUACCUAACGAUCUUUGCGUGACAAUUGAUGCACUCAAAUGGCACAUUCCACCCAUGUUUGGAUGGAUAGCAGACAAGGGUAAUGUGUCUGAGAAAGAAAUGGCAAAGACAUUUAACUGUGGUGUAGGGGCAGUGUUGAUAGUGGACAAGACUCAAGUUGAUACGGUUGUGGAGCGACUAGGAGACCAGGCAUCUGUCAUAGGCUGUGUGCAGGAAUGUAAAGGAGAUGUUAGAGUUAAGAUAGAAAAUUUGAAAAAGAGUUUCAAACAGAGCUGGAAACCGGUGACCGCUCCCAGGAUUUGUAUGAAAGUCGGAGUGCUUAUCUCUGGGUCAGGAACAAAUCUGCAGGCUUUGAUAGACCACACACUGGAACAGAACAACAACAGUUGUGCAGAGAUUGUACUAGUCAUUUCUAACAAGCCUGGUGUCCAAGGACUGGAAAAGGCUCAGCUGGCAGGGAUACCUACACAGGUUAUCAACCACAAAGAUUUUGGAAGUCGUCAGAGCUUUGAUGAGGCAGUCCACAAAUCACUAGUGACAGCCGGUGUCGACAUCGUGUGUCUGGCUGGCUUCAUGAGAAUUCUAACAGGAGAUUUUGUGCGGAAGUGGAAUGGUUGCAUGCUGAACAUCCACCCCUCUCUGUUACCCUCCUUCAAAGGACAUGAUGCGCACCACCAAGUGUUGAAGGCCGACGUUCGGAUUUCAGGCUGCACUGUGCAUUUUGUAGCUGAAGAGAUAGAUUCAGGAGCAAUCCUGGUCCAGGAAUCUGUGCCUGUGUACCCAGAGGACACUGAGGCGACCUUGUCGGCCAGAAUCAAGGUUGUGGAGCACCUUGCCUUCCCAAGGGCCUUGGAACUAGUUGCCAGUGGGCAGGCCAGACUGGGGGAGGAAGGGCGAAUAGUCUGGUGUCAGUGAAAGAGUUUCUGUGGGGGCAGGCCACACUGAGAGAGAUAAGGCGAAUAGUCUUGUGUCAGUGAAAGGAGUGAAUGUGGGGGCAGGCUAGACUGGUAGAGGAAGGGCGAAUAGUCUUGUGUCAGUGAAAGGAGUGAAUGAGGGGGUAGGCUAGACUGGGAGAGGAAGGGCGAAUAAUCUUGUGUCAGUGAAAGGAGUGAAUGUGGGGGCAGGCUAGACUGGUAGAGGAAGGGCGAAUAGUCUGGUGUCAGUGAAAGGAGGGAAUGUGGGGGCAGGUUUGACUGAGAGAGGAAGGGCGAAUAGUCUGGCGUCAGUGAAAGGAGUGAAUGUGGGGGCAGGUUUGACUGGGAGAGGAAGGGCGAAUAGUCUGGUGUCAGUGAAAGGAGUGAAUGAGGGGGUAGGCUAGACUGAGAGAGGAAGGGCGAAUAGUCUGGUGUCAGUGAAAAGAGUGAAUGUGGGGGCAGGUUUGACUGAGAGAGGAAGGGCGAAUAGUCUGGUGUCAGUGAAAAGAGUGAAUGUGGGGGCAGGUUUGACUGAGAGAGGAAGGGCGAAUAGUCUGGUGUCAGUAGAAGGAGUUAAUGUUAAUGCAGGCUAGACUGGGAGAGGAAGGGCGAAUAGUCUGGUGUCAGUGAAAGGAGUGAAUGAGGGGGCAGGCCAGACUAGGAGAGGAAGGACCGAGAGUCUGGUGUCAGUGAAAGGAGUGAAUGUGAUGGCAGGUUAGACUUAAGGGAGGAAGAUUUUGUAGUCUUGUGUCGGUGAAAGGAGAGAAUAUCCAAUAGUUUUAUGUCAGUGGAAGGCUUAUGUCUUAUAUAUCCUCUCCUCUAUUAUUAUAUAUUAUAUAUAGGCAACAGCAGACAGAUGUAACAGGGAUAAACGUCUGUUCUUUUGUUGACAUUCAGCGUUAUUUAGGCAAAUCUUUAUCACAAAAACAGCAGCUCACCUUAAACCAGUGUGAUAAUUACUGUGUUAGACCUGCUGUUAGUGUAGGAUCACAUACAUUGUACCACCUACAGAUGCUAUAACUCAUAAACUUUGCUCUGUCCUGCCAUCCUUGUGAAGUUGUCUCAUUAUAAGAACAAUAGUGCUAAUCCAAAACAACUAUUUCAGAUUUGGUGAGCUCUAUGUAAAUCAAUCUGUCUGUCCGUCCGACCUUAUGUCAAUCAAUCCACUUUUUCGCUUUAGUAUGAUUAAUUGCCUGAGUGUUAUAUUUGUUAAUGCAUUUUUGAGAUUGAAAAUCUAUUGUAAUGAAAUGUAUAUACUGAUAGAUGUAGCAUUAUCAUGUUGUCAUGUUUGACCAUCACAGGUUAGUAAUGUCUGUUAACAGAUAAGAUGUAGCAUUAUCAUGUUGUCAUGUAUGACCAUCCCAGGUUAGUAAUGUCUGUUAACAGAUAAGAUGUAGCAUUAUCAUGUUGUCAUGUUUGACCGCUGUACAUCAUUAUCACAGGUUAGUAAUGUCUGUUAACAGAUAAGAUGGAGCAUUUCAUGUUGUCUUGUUUGACCGCUGUACAUCAUUAUCAUAGGUCAUUAAUGUCUGUCAAACUGGUAAGUCGUCUACAAUAAUUAUAUCAUGUUUAAUUUCAUCAUUGUCGAUUAAGUCUCAGCUUAAUUAUUAUGUCUGUAAAACAGGCAGUCCAUCUUCUGUAACCCAGUAUGUUCCCCGAGUAUGUUUCCAACUGUCAAACAGAAAAGUCGCAUAUAUUAUCUUAUCAUCUUUGAUUAUUGUCCCUCAUAGUUCCAGCUUAUUGUAUCUUUCAAAAAGAUCAGUCGUAUUCCAUAAUCAUAUUUGGCUGUUAUCUAUAUGGAUUAAUUAUAUCUGUCCAACAGAUAAGUCCUAUACCACAAGCAUGUCAUAUUUGACUAUUAUACAUCAUAAUCCCAGCUUAUUGUGUCUGUCAAACAGAAGUUCUAUACCACAAGCAUGUCAUGUUUGACUAUUAUACAUCAUAGCCCAAGCUUAUUGUGUCUGUCAAACAGAAGUUCUAUACCACAAGCAUGUCAUGUUUGACUAUUAUACAUCAUAGCCCAAGCUUAUUGUGUCUGUCAAACAUAAGUUCUAUACCACAAGCAUGUCAUGUUUGACUAUCGUACAUCAUAGUCCCAGCUUAUUGUGUCUGUCAAACAGAAGUUCUAUACCAAAAGCUUGUCAUGUUUGACUAUUAUACAUCAUAAUCCCAGCUUAUUGUGUCUGUCAAACAGAAGUUCUAUACCACAAGCUUGUCAUGUUUGACUAUAGUACAUCAUAGUCCCAGCUUAUUGUGUCUGUCAAACAGAAGUUCUAUACCACAAGCAUGUCAUGUUUGACUAUAGUACAUCAUAGUCCCAGCUUAUUGUGUCUGUCAAACAGAAGUUCUAUACCACAAGCAUGUCAUGUUUGACUAUAGUACAUCAUAGUCCCAGCUUAUUGUGUCUGUCAAACAGAAGUUCUAUACCACAAGCAUGUCAUGUUUGACUAUAGUACAUCAUAGUCCCAGCUUAUUGUGUCUGUCAAACAGAAGUUCUAUACCACAAGCAUGUCAUGUUUGACUAUAGUACAUCAUAGUCCCAGCUUAUUGUGUCUGUCAAACAGAAGUUCUAUACCACAAGCAUGUCAUGUUUGACUAUAGUACAUCAUAGUCCCAGCUUAUUGUGUCUGUCAAACAGAAGUUCUAUACCACAAGCAUGUCAUGUUUGACUAUAGUACAUCAUAGUCCCAGCUUAUUGUGUCUGUCAAACAGAAGUUCUAUACCACAAGCUUGUCAUGUUUGACUAUAGUACAUCAUAGUCCCAGCUUAUUGUGUCUGUCAAACAGAAGUUCUAUACCACAAGCUUGUCAUGUUUGACUAUAGUACAUCAUAGUCCCAGCUUAUUGUGUCUGUCAAACAGAAGUUCUAUACCACAAGCAUGUCAUGUUUGACUAUAGUACAUCAUAGUCCCAGCUUAUUGUGUCUGUCAAACAGAUAAGUCCUAUACCACAAGCAUGUCAUGUUUGUCUAUUGUACGUCAUUGCCCCAGCUUAUUAUGUCUGUCAAACAGAUAAGUCCUAUACCACAAGCAUGUCAUGUUUGACUAUUGUACGUCAUAGCCCCAGAUUAUUGUGUCUGUCAAACAGAUAAGUCCUAUACCACAAGCAUGUCAUGUUUGACUAUAGUUCAUCCUAGUCCCAGCUUAUUGUGUCAGUCAAACAGAAGUUCUAUACCACUAGCAUGUCAUGUUUGUCUAUUGUACGUCAU